AUGUCAUUUGCGCCUGAGUCUGAUGGCAAGUCUAAAACGAGGGAACCGGACCAUGAUUAUAAAGAGAAAGGACGUGUAUUUCAACAAAAUACAGGAAAGAUCCAUCCAUCGACUGAAUCGAGAAAUGGAAGUCAGAAGACGAGCAAAGUGUCUGAUGGGAAGUGUAAUACAAAAAAACCGGACCGUGAUGCUGAAAUAUACAAAAAGUUGAAGAGACUUUUUUCUCCUGAACCAGACACGGAUCAUGAAUCUAAUAUAGUGAACGGACGACAGUUGCAGGAGACAAGGAACAGACACCUGGAAAAGGACAGUGGUAGACUUCAGACAACGGGAGUUAGAUCCUCAGUUUCUUCUGGAGUCGAGAGGCCCCUACACAAAGCCAAAUCAAAUUCAGAAAGAAGAGCAGACCGUGAUGCUGAAAUUCACAAAAAGUUGAAAAGACUAUUUUCUCCUGAACCGGAAAAAGAAGGCGCUAGUGUUCGGCUUGAGAAAAAAGAGGAUCGAUCAUCGAUGUCAUUUGCGCCUGAGUCUGAUGGCAAGUCUAAAACAAGGGAACCGGACCAUGAUAAAGAGAAAGGGCGUGUAUUUCAACAAAAUACAGGAAAGAGCCGUCCAUCGACUGAAUCGAGAAAUGGGAGUCAGAAGACGAGCAAAGUGUCUGAUGGACAGUCUAAUACAAAAAAAAAGGAUCGUGACGCUGAAAUACACAAAAAGUUAAAGAGACUUUUUUCUCCUGAACCAGACACGGAUCAUGAAUCAAAUAUAGUGAACGGACGACAGUUGCAAGAGACAAGGAACAGACACCAGAAAGAGGAUGGUGGUCGACUUGCGAACAUAGAAGAUCGACCAUCAAUUUCUUUCGCACCUGAGAAGCGCGAAUCAAAUUUAGGGGAGGAAACUCAGUAG
This is a messenger RNA of Leptinotarsa decemlineata (Colorado potato beetle), 906 nucleotides long. Its product is annotated as U1 small nuclear ribonucleoprotein 70 kDa-like. The record is from RefSeq and is a predicted model, not a curated record. NCBI's taxonomy places the organism in Eukaryota, Metazoa, Arthropoda, Insecta, Coleoptera, Chrysomelidae.